Molecule: messenger RNA, 1275 nt
Organism: Sardina pilchardus (European sardine)
Lineage: Eukaryota; Metazoa; Chordata; Actinopteri; Clupeiformes; Clupeidae
Gene: ufc1
Product: ubiquitin-fold modifier conjugating enzyme 1
Exons: 6
Coding region: 37-540 (167 amino acids)
Biological process (GO): protein K69-linked ufmylation
Cellular component (GO): cytoplasm
Molecular function (GO): UFM1 conjugating enzyme activity
Source: RefSeq, a predicted model, not a curated record
GUCACUUUACCACUUUCCUUACCUUCCGCAGCCACCAUGGCAGAUGAGGCAACUCGGAAAGCUGUGUCAGAGAUACCUCUUCUAAAAACUAACUCUGGACCUAGAGACAAAGAGUUGUGGGUUCAGAGACUACGAGAGGAGUACCUGGCCUUGAUUAAGUAUGUAGAAAAUAACAAGGCAGCUGACAAUGACUGGUUCCGUCUGGAGUCCAAUAAAGAAGGCACAAGAUGGUUUGGGAAAUGUUGGUUCAUUCAUGAUCUGCUAAAGUAUGAAUUUGAGGUGGAAUUCGAUAUUCCUAUCACCUAUCCUGGAACGGCUCCUGAGGUGGCCUUACCUGAAUUGGAUGGGAAAACAGCUAAAAUGUACAGGGGUGGUAAGAUCUGCCUGACAGACCACUUCAAGCCACUGUGGGCAAGAAAUGUUCCUAAAUUUGGAUUGGCUCACCUUAUGGCUCUUGGGCUUGGACCUUGGCUGGCGGUGGAGAUCCCAGACCUUAUUUCUAAAGGUCUCAUCGAACACAAAGAGCAGCAGAAUAGUUAAACAGGCCUCCGUGUGACUGAUCUCAAGAUGGAACACCAACCUAGAUGACUGGUAUUUGUUCGUAAACCAUUCUUAGCCAAGUGGCAGUGUUGACCAUUUCUUAGCACGGUUUUUUUUCUCAGGUGCCUCAAACUUUCUUAGUCAACUUUCACUAAAUCCUCAAACGGCUCCCAUCAAAUCAAUAGGAAUUUUGAUCUAAUGUUGUCAGUGUCAAGCGGAAAGGUGUAUUAUUCGUCAUCGGUCAUGGUGGUUUAGUGUGCAAAAACAGAUGGUUAUUCACACGGGACCAGCUUCAUUUAGUCUGUUGGUACUUGUAAAUGUCUCUUGAAAGUGUUCAUGUGUUCACUUAAUUAUUCAAAAGACCUUUUUUUUUUACAUUCACCAGAUUUUAUUUUAAUUUCAAUAAGGUCAUGAAACUGUAAAAAUGUAAAUUAUGAUGUAAGGAUGGUUAUAUCCAUGGCGAGACCUAUGAUAUAAUAAAUUACCUGUAUUGCAAAGAAGAAAGUAUGUUUGGACUGGAAAUUACUCCUAUGUUUCAAACAUUUCAGGCCAAUAUACUUCAAGAUUGAAUAUAACUUGAUAUUUUGUAUAUUUGACUAUAUUUAGAACCUCCAAUAAGUAAUGACAUGUUUGACAUCUAUUGCAUAAUGAAUGAAUGUAUCAGAUACCAUAGCAACUUUUCAUCUGAUCAACUCACAUUAACAACAGAUCUAUUAAACAAUAUUGCUAGAUGAC